Molecule: messenger RNA, 5246 nt
Organism: Lytechinus pictus (painted urchin)
Lineage: Eukaryota; Metazoa; Echinodermata; Echinoidea; Temnopleuroida; Toxopneustidae
Product: zinc finger and SCAN domain-containing protein 2-like
Exons: 2
Coding region: 1-2415 (804 amino acids)
Biological process (GO): regulation of gene expression
Cellular component (GO): nucleus
Source: RefSeq, a predicted model, not a curated record
AUGAACAUCAGCGAGAGAGCUUCAGUUGAUGAUGGACAAGCAGUCGCAACCAAGAAAGCUCGGAGGCGGAAACCUCGUCAAACCACCAAAGGAAAAUUGGACAAGAAUGCUGAUAUAGUAGUUACAGAAGGGAACUUAAUAGGAAAAGGAUCUGGCAAUGAGAGUGGGUUGACUAUGGAAUCGAACGAUCCUCCUUUGAAACUGUAUACAAUGGAGCUUUGUAAGAUCUGCAAGAAGACGUUGUACAUCGCCCACGAAACUGAUGAGGACGGAAACCCGAAGACACCGCUGUGUGAUGGCUGCAAGAUGCAGGAAAGCGCCGAAGACGGUGGUGAGGUUUUCACUUGUGAUGUAUGUUCGCAGAGUUUUGCACACUUUCGGGAACUUGGAGCACACAUGCGGACGCACGCCAGCGGUAAGACCCACCAGUGUGAUGAGUGUUUGAAGUGUUAUUCAGACCGCUCUGGUUUGCUACGUCAUAAGAAGAUUCAUUCUGGGGUUAAACCGCAUCACUGUGAAAUCUGCUCCAAAAGCUUCACCUUUGCAAACACCCUUAAGGUUCAUAUGAGAACACACAGCAAGGAUAGACCGUUUAGCUGUGAAAUUUGCCACAAGAACUUUGCGCAGAGCGCACAGUUGCAAUCACACAUGAAGAACCAUAGUUCCUACACGCCUUACGGCUGCAAGCUUUGCUCCGAAGCCUUCCCGAAGCUGCACCUCCUCAAGGCUCAUCUCCGCAAUAAUCACGGCAACGAAAGGCCGUUCAAGUGUGACCUCUGCGACAAAGCCUUCAACAGGAAAUCCCACCUCAAGUCGCACCUGAAGACGCACAGCACGGAGAGACCGUACAAGUGCGAGAUCUGCGCAAAGACAUUCGUUGAUCAGCGAUACCUCAAUAAGCAUCUCAAAGUCCACACUGGAAUCAAGCCUUACAGGUGCGAAUACUGCGACCACAGGUUCUCCCAGCAGUGCUAUCUGCAGACGCACCUCAUGAUCCACACAGGGACCAAGCCAUACAGCUGCCAUCUCUGCCCCAAGAGCUUCCGACUCCAGGAGCACCUGAAGACUCACCUCCGCGUCCACAGCGGAAGCAAGCCUUUCGAGUGUACGGUGUGCUCGAAGCGCUUCACCCGCAAGGAUUCACUAGGUAUCCAUAUGAGAAUACACACAGGGGACUACCGCUACACAUGCGAGUUCUGCUCCAAGGGAUUCACUGAUCCAAGCAGCUUCAGAGCCCACGUCAGGUCGCACUCCGGCAUUAGGCCAUAUUCUUGCGGGAUCUGCGGGAAGAGCUACACCCAGAACAGCUCCCUUAAGGUCCAUAUGCUGAACCAUACGGAUUUGCAUAAGUUUAUGAAAGUUUCGGUUGGAGAGACUUCUGUGAAUCAGCUUCCUGCCACCUUCCCUGACACCGCAGGAGAUUCUUUGACGUACAGGGUAGAGGGUGGCAGUUCUGGUCCUUUAGAUUUGCGUGUGAAGCGGACAUAUCAUCACGGGAACUCCAAGGAUCAGGAAAGUGUAGCGGAAGAGACAUUACCUGAAGAACAGAGGAUUGGAGAGGAUUCAGGGGAGGAUAGGUCUUCACAGGAAGAUCCAUGGAUGGGGGAAGGGCGAUUAGAUGAAGAGGUAGAGGGGGAGGAGGAGCAAUUUAAGGAACAGCUUGAAAGUGAGGAAGAACAGUUCAGGGAACAGCCAGAUGAGGAUGAAUCGAUAGAGGAAGAAUUGUGGGUCGAAGGGAAACCGUUGAAGAAAGAGCCUUUGGAUGAAGAUUAUGAGGUGCCAGAAGACCUCGGGGUGGGGGAAGAGCCAGUAGGGGAGGAAGCAUCAUUAGAGGAAGGGCGAGGGUUUGGAGAAGCAUUAGUGAUAAAACAAGAGAGGGAGUCAUCGGAUGAAGAUGGGGAGGGGGAACAAAAUUUAGAAAUGUGGGAAGCGACAUUUGUGGAAGAGUCGGAAGAAGGGGAUGAGAAAUUGCAGGAACAGAGAAAAGUGGUGUUGGAUGAACAUAAUACAGAAGGGGAAGGGUCAUUAGAGGAAGAGCCAAGAGAGGGAGAAGGAUCAUUUUCGGAACAGCCAUUAGAGAGAAAAGUGGCAUUGGAUGAACAUUUUUCAGAGGGAGUAGAGUCAGGAGAAGAGCCAAGGGAGGGGGAAGCAUCACUUUCGGAACAGCCAUUAGAGAGAAAAGUGGCAUUGGAUGAAAAUUUUUCAGAGGGGGAAGAGUCAUUAGGAGAAGAGCCAAGGGAGGGGGAAGGAUCAGUUUCUAAACAGCCAUUAGAGAAAAAAGGGGCAUUGGAUGAACAUUUUUCAGAGGGAGAAGAGUCAUUAGGGGAAGAGCCAGGGGAGGGGGAAGAACGAUUACAAGAAGAGCAAGAAGAGGAGGAAUUAGAAGAUGACUCUACAGCAUGGAUUCCUGUGUAAAAAGAGCCAUCAUUUUUACAAACUAUGAAUUUUGAAAUAAACCCUUUUAAAAGUAAAGCUUCGUUUUGUGAGCUUAGUAUGUGAUGGAAAUUGAUUUUUUUUUAUACCGAUGUGUAGUACAAUAUCUAAGAAAUCGAGUGAGGCUGUUUAAGACUUCAUUAUGGGGGAUAUUGCAUAUAUUCAACAAUCUAGUUUAGAUAUUUUUUUUCUUCAACUUUUCAUUAAUUUUGGGCUCAUGGGAUACUUCAUGAUACUUUACAACUCAAUUCAAUAAUGGAUAGAUUAAUCAGUAAUGAUGAAAAUGAUUGUAAUUGUUUGUAGUUAUAGCUUCUUCUUUUUUUAUAAAAACGUAUACUAACUGAGAAUUAUAGUUAGAGGAGUUCAAUUUCAUUUUAGAUUACAAGAUAUCACAACUGAAUAGUAUGAAUAAUUAUGUUGAGUUAUGAUAUUGGCCUUGAAGAUUCAUUAUGACCGUCAUGCGUCGAAAUAUUUUUAUCUGAGUGUUAUUUUAGAAUUCUUUUUUUUUCUACAACUCAUUUUAACUCAAUUACAGUGAUCUCACAAAACUGCAAUUUUUUUAUAAAUGAUAUUUUCUGAGGGGUUUGAAAAUAGACUGUCAUCAAGUAUUUUGAUUGUGGUCAAUAAGAAUAUGAGCAAGAUAUUGUACAAGGUGUAAUAAUUUCCCUUUCUCUAUGGGGAUGUUGCAAAAAAUAUUGCAAUCACAAAUUUCAGAAGCAUAUUUACAGGUAAUAGAUCAAUUUUUACUAAAGCGAAUCAAUUUAUACUUAAGUGUAGUGUAUGUAUUGGUGACACAACAUUUGCUCCGGCUACAUUUGCUCCGGGCUUAUAGGGUUAGGGAUGCAAUAGGGUUUUAUAUUAGGUUGAGAGUUAGGUUUAGAAUAAUCCAGGGUUGAAGUUGGUCAUUCCGUUGAUGAGUGGAAUUUACAGUGGAGCAAUUGUCGCCAGCGGAAAUGUCAUGGAGCCGUAUGUAUUAUUGUGUAAAAUGAACAAUUAUAGACAAACUUUAUAAUGUGACUUGAUGAAUGGUGUAGCUGUGUGAAACUAUUAUUUUAGUCACAUCUGAAUGGAACUGAAGACAGUCAUUUGUGACAAGAAAGUCAUAAUAAAUAUGACUAGAUAUAUCGGUUGCCUCCAGCUGACAAAUAAACUAGUCCUUUUGACUGACUAGUUUAUUUUCAAGUGAAGCCCACAAAAUGUCGUAAUUGAUACGGAAUAUGAAGGGUAUUAAGAUGCUUGAAAUGACUCGGUAUUUUAACAUGAAAUUUGAAAUUAUGUAAACUUUUCUGUUAUUGUUGUAUACAUUGAUAAGUUAUUUAUUUGUUAAUACUGUAACUAUUUUUUUCCUACCUGAAUGUUGAAACUUUUGUUGAGAAGUUCUUAUUUUUUGAAAUAUCGUUGCUCAUACCGGUGACACGACAUUUGCUCCUGCGACAAUUGCUCCGGUCUUAAUAUCUCAGGGGGCAUAGGGUUAGAGUUAGGAUUGUAAUAGAAUUUUUUGUUAGAGAAUAAUGUAUAUAAAUAAGGAUGAGGGUUUAUUUAGUUUUGGAGAUUAGGUUUUAUGUUUGGCUUAACGUGCAGAUUUUCCACCAGAGCAAUUGUCGCCAUAGCAAAUGUCAUGGAACCCUCUUACCAAGACAGGAAACUCUCCCAUCUUGUACAUUUACUUGCUCAGUCAUAAAAGUUAUAUUCAAACACGUGUGAUUUGAACCCAUAAUCUACUUGCCAGGUAUAGUCAUUACCACUAGGCCGUUCUGGUGUGUGGAACAGUCAGUGCCUCUGCUAUUCUAGUUCAUUUUGACUCAAUUAAAAGGGUCUCGAGAAAAAUAACUCGGUAGAAGUGUUUUACAAUAUUGACGUAUAUCUGUGCUAAUGAUUUAAAACGGGUUUCAUUAGCCAACAUUUUCAUUACCCAAAAAUGUUGGCAUUUAUUUUAUAAACACGAGAGAUAAUGUUGAUAUAAUAUUUGAGUGAGCACACGUUAAAGUUAAGGUAAGGUAAAUGCUAAAAGUUACUGUUAAUAUGGUGUUCAAAAAAGAUGUCUUUUUAGUUUUUGUCAUCAGUGGUAUGCUCACUCAGACAUGAUAUGGCAAUAAAUUUUCUUUUUGCACAGAAGUUAUUCAUUAAAUGUAGGAAAACUUAUACAGAGUCAUGUUGGUCGAGCCAUUUCGCUGAAAAGUAUGUCAUUUUUAAUAGGCAAAUAUAUUAUUUAUUUCCUUUUUGCAUUAAAUACUGGAAUGAAUUAUCAUUCAAGAUUAUAUCAUGUAAAUCUGUUUGGUAAUUUGACAACUCAUUAUUGUUUUUCAGAUACUGAUUGAAGCAAAAUAAUAAUAAAAAUUAUACAAAAUCAUGUCAUGUAAUAUUUAUUAAAAGUUGUGCAAGUCUUUAUCAGGCUUAAGUUAGUAAUCAUAAUAUAUUUCCAAGAACAUUUAUUAAAUGUGAAAUGUAGAAAAAUCAAUGAGGUGCAUUGAUCAAGAAUGCUGAAAUGAUCAAUUUAUUUAUUGUUAUUUGCACAUUAAAAUUAGCUUAAAACAUUAACAAUGUAUGUUUUAUAUGAGGGGAAAAUAAUGUAAAAUUAGAUAUAGCGAUGUAGCCUUUGUUAGUUAUUUAUUUUAUUGUAUUCAGUAAUCUGUACCAUUUUCAGUAUUUUGUUUUCUGACACAGUAAUUACUGUUAAACAAAAUUAGCUAUUUUUUGUUUACAGUAAAGUGCAGAAAUACAAUGCACUGAUAAAAUGUAUGUGUUGAGGAUUAUGUAUGCAAUACUAAUUUCACUUGUAACUUGUGUGUAACAGUAAAGAUGAAUUACAUGUA